UUCAGGACUAGCUGCAUUGGAAAGCUGAGUAGUGUUCCCUCUAUCUCUAAUAGCAGCACACUUUGCUUCACAAUCCUUCUAAGGUGUCAUGACUUACCCAGGCUUCAGCUGUCAGCUCCUGCUCUUAUUUCUUGGGCCUGGCUUCAGUUUGGGUGCUGCUCUCCAUUUAAUGCAUUGUGCCCCUUGUACUGAAGAAAAGCUCAGGCUGUGUCCACCAGUGUCAGCCAACUGCCCAGAAACAUCCCAUCAACCAGGCUGCAGUUGUUGUCAUAGCUGUGCCCUUCAGCUGGGGGAGCCUUGUGGAAUAUACACAGCAAGGUGUAGCCAGGGGCUUAGUUGCCAGGUACAGGUAGAUCAAGCUCGACCUCUUUAUGUCCUCACUCAGGGGCAAGGUACAUGCCUCCCCAUUGCUGGCAGGACAGAAACUGCAGAAUCUGUAGAACCAGAAGAUAUGCCCACUGAAGGUGAUGAAAUAACAGCAGAUCACUUGGUCAACUAUGAGGUGGCGUUUUCAGCUGAGCAAGAUAAAUCUGCCUCGUGGGAUGCUAAUAACAUUUAUGAACGUUUGAGAGCAGACAAACCUGCUGAAGUUAAGAAGCGGAGGGAACAGGGACCAUGUCAAAAAGAACUGUACAAAGCACUGGAUAAAUUGGCAAAAGCUCAACAAACAACAGGAGGACAAUUAUAUAGAUUCUAUUUACCCAACUGUAAUAAAAAUGGAUUUUAUCAUAGUAAACAGUGUGAAACUUCACUUGAUGGAAAUCCUGCAAGUUGCUGGUGUGUGUAUCCAAAGAAUGGGAAGAGGAUUCCUGAGUCUCCAGAAAUGAUGGGCAAUCUUGAAUGUGAACAAUUUAUUAGCUCACAAAAAUAAUGCCAAAAAAAUUUGCACAAACAUGUAUUGUAUUUUUGGAAGCUGAAUGCAUUUCUAGGUCAGGGUCUGUUAACCUUGGUUAACAGAACUUUAAAUAUGUGGUUAGAUAAUUGCUUUUUUCAUUUUGUGAAGUUCCAGUGAUCCCAAUUGGGUUGACUCUAUUCAAAUAUACUGUCAGAUUUCCUGCUUUACAAUUCAUUAUCAAAACACUUAAUUCAAGGAACAAGAAUCUAGCAGUUCUGAUUAAUAAUAUUUAUUAGAAGGAGGGUUAAAUUUAUAACAAAAGAAUUUUAGCAAGAAAGCAGACUUUCGGAUAAGAAAGCAACAUUUAAUAUAGAUUCGUGUUUCUCAAUCAUGGCAUCUUUAAGAUAUGUGAAGGGCUGGAAAUAUGUUUCUUUUUUAUAAAAAUAGGGCAUUUUGCAUCCUGUAUAGUUUUGGUAGUUACUAGUCUUUUUGUGAGUGGCAGAAUAGUUGUCCAGGAUAUUAUAGCACUGUGGUCAGCAUUACUGGUGGGAUGAGGAUUCUAUUAUUGUAUCCUAUUAUAUUCCUAAAAGUUAAGCAGUAGAAGUGCCAUUAAAAUAAUACAGAGGAAGAGAUUAUGGACUACACAAUAUAAAGUUCAAAAGAUUAUUGAAUUAUUUAUUCAACAAGUAUUUUUAUUUUAUUUCUAUAUUAAUUUAUGUAUCUGUAUACUUUCAAACUUUGUAUGAAAACAUUUUAAUAUUAUCUCUAAGAAUAUGCAGUGUUCUGUUUUUAAAGAAUACAAUAUAUUACUAACAUCCUUUGCAAAUAUAGUGUUUGAGGAUGACAGUUCAAGAAUUUAUUUUAAAAAGUGUGUAUAUUAGAUUUAUUUUAAAAGUAUGUAUAUUAGGUUGUUGCUUUACUUCAUAUUGCUUCUCAUUUCAUCAUCAAGGAGUUCUCACUCUGAAUAAUCUUAUUAAGGAAAGAUCAAAGACACCUUAAAAGGAAAGUUAUUUCUGUGUUUUUAAUAAAUGCAGUUACUUUACAAACAAGUAUAAACAAACUAAAAUUAAGAAAUUGUAAUAUAUGUUUGAUGGAUGUAAACAUUCAUAAAUCAUGUUAUUUAAACAUUUAUUAAACAUUUUUCUUUGAACCCUA
This is a messenger RNA of Thamnophis elegans (Western terrestrial garter snake), 1990 nucleotides long. It is a transcript of the gene IGFBP1, whose product is annotated as insulin like growth factor binding protein 1. Gene Ontology annotation, biological process: regulation of insulin-like growth factor receptor signaling pathway. NCBI's taxonomy places the organism in Eukaryota, Metazoa, Chordata, Lepidosauria, Squamata, Natricidae. The record is from RefSeq and is a predicted model, not a curated record. Gene Ontology annotation, cellular component: extracellular region. Gene Ontology annotation, molecular function: insulin-like growth factor II binding; insulin-like growth factor I binding. The coding region runs from base 89 to 871 and encodes 260 amino acids. The transcript has 4 exons.